UCAUUAUUUUCACCCAUAUCCGAACGCUUUCGAGCGCCUCAAUCAGAUAUUUAGCUCGGCGACUCCCGUUAUUAUGCCAAAUGUGAAGAGGCUCUAAAUUUCCCGAAAUCUUCUAAUCCAUUGAAAGCCAAAACCGAAAACCUACACAUGACGCAAAUGAAGGCUGUUCGCAUUGCCAAGGCCGGCGGCAAAAUUACCGCCGAACUUCAUGACGAAUCUCUGCCGAUUCCAGGUCCACGCGAUGUCCUGAUCAAGGUCCAUGCUGCUUCCCUGAACUACCGGGACACGGCUCUGUUGAGGGGUGAAUAUCGUUUGCCGACUAAGGAAAACGGCAUUCCUGUUUCUGACGGUGCUGGAGAGGUUAUUGCAGUCGGAACAGAUGUUACACGGAUCGCAAAGGGCGACCGCGUCGCAGUCGGCUGCACUACGAAUUGGAUUGCUGGCCCAUACACCCCGGAAUAUCGCUCAAGCGGCGUUGGUUUCGCUGUCGACGGGCUGUUGGCUGAGUAUGUGACCUUCAACGAAGAUGCACUCGUCUGCAUCCCUCGUUAUAUGUCCUACGUCGAGGCUGCCUCCCUUCCUUGUGCGGCUGUUACCGCCUGGACGGCCCUUAGCAAAGUUGAGCCCCUCCAGCCGGGCCAGACCGUGCUGAUCCAAGGCACUGGAGGUGUUUCGCUCUUUGCGUUACAAUUUGCGAAGAUCUCCGGCGCUCGUGUCCUGGCAAUUACAUCCUCGGAUGAGAAGGCUGUUAAGCUUAAAGAGCUUGGAGCCGAUGCCGUUGUGAAUUAUAGUACCACCCCCGAUUGGGAUCGGGAGAUCCUUGCUCUGACGGGCGGCAAGGGUGUUGACAAGGUGCUGGAUAUUGCCGGAGAGAAGACUAUCGUGAAGUCCGCAGCAUCGACCAAGAUUACUGGCACCAUCGUCGUGAUUGGGUUCGCAAGCGGCUUCGGUGGCGGCCUUCCACCAAUUGACAUCCUCGGUCGAUCCCUCACAGUGACUGGAUCUGCUAUUGGUUCGCGGGUCGAGUUUGAAGCUAUGCUUCAAGCUAUGGAACGGCACGAAGUCAGACCUAUAAUCGAUCGCGUCUAUCCCUUCGCGGAUUUCCGUGAGGCAUAUAAGAGGCUCGAGGGUGGACAACAAACCGGCAAAGUCGUUAUCGAAAUCGCGAAAUAAAGUAGCUCACGAGGAAUUGAGAUUGGCUUUGGAAACAUGGACGUACAGUGAUAUAUAUAGUUGUAGUAGCCUGCAUAUUCCGGCCAACCAUCCCCCACAGAAUAAAGUGAACAAUGGUAUUGCACCGACGGUAGCAACGCAUGUCUGCAGAAAAGUGUCGGAACCUUGGCCAGGCUCGUUUUCGUAUGGCGUCCAAUUUCGCUUGACGUAGCUCUUCAGCUCGGAGAAGAUUUCUUCAAUAGGGUUCAGGUCGGGAGAAUAUGGCGGCAGGUAUAACAAUUUGACCCCAGCUUCAGAGCACAUCUCCUUAAUCCUCUCGGAAUG
Molecule: messenger RNA, 1497 nt
Organism: Aspergillus alliaceus
Lineage: Eukaryota; Fungi; Ascomycota; Eurotiomycetes; Eurotiales; Aspergillaceae
Product: zinc-dependent alcohol dehydrogenase family protein
Exons: 1
Coding region: 148-1173 (341 amino acids)
Molecular function (GO): oxidoreductase activity
Source: RefSeq, a predicted model, not a curated record